Molecule: messenger RNA, 1619 nt
Organism: Mercurialis annua (annual mercury)
Lineage: Eukaryota; Viridiplantae; Streptophyta; Magnoliopsida; Malpighiales; Euphorbiaceae
Exons: 10
Coding region: 90-1403 (437 amino acids)
Biological process (GO): RNA (guanine-N7)-methylation
Cellular component (GO): nucleus; cytosol; tRNA methyltransferase complex
Molecular function (GO): tRNA (guanine(46)-N7)-methyltransferase activity; protein binding
Source: RefSeq, a predicted model, not a curated record
UAAACCCUAAUUAGAAACCCCUAGAAAUCUUGAUCGGAAAAACAAAAACCCUAAUUAAAACAAUUUGCGUCAACAGUUUGAGCUAAAUCAUGGAGAUGGAAGACAAUCAAAUAGAAGCAGCAGAAAACAACCACAGCAGAGAUAUCGAAGUAGCCCCGGCCCUUAUUUCCGUCCACCCGGCCCAAACUUCCGUGGCAGUAGCAGUCGGGUCGGACCUUCGCAUCUUCGACCUCCACAGAGGGAAUUGCGGUGUAACAUUGGUGGAUGAGUGUAGUGAGCCAUUUCAUAAGGAUUCAAUUAGAGCUAUUCGUUAUAGUGCUAAGGGGAAGCUUCUUGUAUCGGCCGGUGACGAUAAACUUGUCAAGAUUUGGUCUACUGAUUCUUGGCGCUGCAUUGUUUCAGUGUCCUCGGAGAAAAGAGUGAGUGCGGUUGCGAUAAGCAAUGAUGAAAUGUAUGUUUGUUAUGCUGAUAAAUUUGGAGUUGUUUGGGUGGUGGAUCUCCCUGAACUUGAUGGGAAUGGGUUGUUAGUUGAUAAAAAGGCUGUGCCUUUACUUGCUCAUUACUGCAGCAUCAUUACUAGCCUGGAAUUUUCACCAGAUGGCCAUUUUAUUGUUACUGCAGAUCGAGAUUUUAAGAUUCGUGUUACUGUGUUUCCGAAGAAGCCUUUAGAUGGAGCUCAUGAGAUACAAAGUUUCUGUCUUGGUCAUACUGAAUUUGUAUCUUGCCUUGCCUUUAUUUGCUACGCGGAUUACCCCCAAGGGUUUCUUAUUUCUGGAAGCGGUGAUUCUACUGUCCGCUUGUGGGAUGUUGUAUCUGGUUCUCUUCUGGAUACUUGUGAAGUUGGUGUUAAGGCAGGACUCGUAGAGACCGGCAGAAGUGAUGAGGAUUAUUUUACUGUCACUAAUCUGUGCACAAUUCCAAAAUUUAAUCUUGUUGCUGUGGCCAUUCAAAGCUUUGAAGGAAUAAUAUUGUUGAGCUGUGAUAUUUCGUCCCAAAGCCUCCAUGUCAUUAAGGUGGUUUCGGCUAUGGGAGAAAACUUCAUUCCUACAAGCUUGGGAAGUAGCUCUUCUGCCGAAUUACUAUGGAUGGUAACGGGUGUUUCUAAAUUGCACGGUUCUGACUUCAACUCUUUGGCUAGAGUGAAAGUUAUUUCCAGUUUCACAAAUAUCAAUACUGAUUCUGCUGACCAUACGCCGCAUGUGUUGAGAGAUGAUGAGGUACCUGGGACCGAGAAGCUGCUAGAAAAGUUACAAGGGAGCUUAUCCAUCGAUGAAAAAGUAUUUCAAGCGGCUGCUGAAGCUGUGAAAACAGCAAUGUGCAAUUUGCUAAUUAAGAAGCAGUACUCAUCAGAAAAGAGAGAAUUUAGAAAGAGGGGUAGAAAUGAUCGGAAAGUCAAACAAUGACACAAAUUCAUUGGCAUUAAUCCUUUCUGCUCCCCCUGAGUUUUGUCGGAUUCUUCCGCUGAUUUUGUACUUAAUUCUUCUAUUUGUUAUACAAAUGUAUCUGUAAACUCUAAAACCCUGAGUAUCUCAAAUUUCCUUGGAAUAGUUGAUUUUCUGCAUGAUCGUAGGGCAACUUUAUGUCAAUUAUAGUGCAGAUGAAUUCUUAGCAUUCGUAAA